GCCCUCAGGCACCGGAAACUGCGAAUUUCCAUGUCAGCAUACGUUCAAAUAUCUUUGCGAAAUAGCUUAUGACUAAGGGCGUAAUAAUUUAAUAAACUAGUUGUUUUAAAUUUGUGUACUAGUUUUAGAUAUAAACACUACAUAUGCAAUAAGUAUAAAUGAUUUAUCUUAAAAAUGUUCUUGUUGUUAGAUAAUGUUGAUGAUUCCAAAUUGGAAACCAAUUACAUUUUUAAACCAUUCAGUGAUAGUUUAUGAACGUAAUCUCAACUUUCAAUAAUGUCAAUUUUGACAUAGGCGUUGACAUUUACAAUCAAAAAACAACAAAGCGAUAUAAAAGCGAUUACACCGGUAGACUGUAGAAUUAAAUAACAUUGUACGCGUUAUAAUUAAUAUUAUGCCUCAAACCUUCCAAGUGUUGCGGUGUUACAAAUGCGAGGUGUUCCAAGUACACCCAACUAAGAAAGCUAACAAAUGGAUUUGUAAGCUAUGUAACGAGAAACAAUCAAUUAAACGGUUUUAUGGUUUGGGCACAGGCAAUGAGUGCAGGUUACAUGUCCAGAAACUGAAUGGGAUCAGAGCUGACAUUGAUGUGACUAGCUGCGAUUCUGAUACCAGUGGCACCAGUAAUAUAACAGAAAGUCCAGAAAAAUCUGGACAGAAUGAACUCACAUACUGUUCAGUUGCCAAGAAAAGUAAAUGGCUGGAUUUUGUAGACACUGAGGAAAAGAAAGAAAUUUCUGAUGAAACAAUGCUCCUAAACAAUACUGAAGUUGUAUUGGAAUUACCAAAAAAGCGACCAAGGAAAUCCUAUACAAGUACUAAAAUACUGAGUAAGCCUAAAACUGAAUGUUUGUCAGAUUAUUCACCACCUUCAUCAUUAUCAAAUGAUGAUAAAAAGUGUAAUGGUGUUACAUCUAUGGAUAAAGCCGAAUCACUUAUUUAUACUUGCACGGCCAAUACAGCCCAUGAUAUAUCAGAAGCUCCGAUAAUUAAUAAUUCAAAAUGGGCAAAAUUUGUAGAGGAUACCCAAAAUUGUAAAGAUGAACACAGUAUACAUCCAAUUACAUAUACUGAUAGUCUUUUUUCUCUCAACCCUGUGGAAGAUGAGGAACUCGAUUCAGUCCUGGAUCUGUAGUUCAAUCAGCUUUA
This is a messenger RNA of Cydia fagiglandana, 1149 nucleotides long. Its product is annotated as MRN complex-interacting protein. Gene Ontology annotation, molecular function: chromatin binding. NCBI's taxonomy places the organism in Eukaryota, Metazoa, Arthropoda, Insecta, Lepidoptera, Tortricidae. The record is from RefSeq and is a predicted model, not a curated record. Gene Ontology annotation, cellular component: nucleus. The transcript is spliced from 2 exons. Bases 395 to 1135 code for a protein of 246 amino acids. Gene Ontology annotation, biological process: mitotic G2 DNA damage checkpoint signaling.